AUGAACAUAGUGCUCGAUUUUAAAUCGGUUUUGCUGUUUCAGCUAUUUUAUCAAAUUCGAAAUACCAGCUGUAGUUACCAUAAAUCCUUUGACCAACAUUUGGAUAGUCAAUCUCAAGAAAAUGACUCUGAAGCGGAUGAAGGAGAAGAGUACCAUCACUAUAAGACAUCAAAUCGAUAUCACAAUUAUGAUUUUGAAAAAGAUAACAAAAUUCCUUAUAAUUAUGAUGAGUGUAAUUCGUGUGCUUGCCAAAAAUGCGAUAACCCGCCCGAUUGUUGUAAAGAAGUGUGUAAAAGUUGUUCGAAGCCUUCAGAACGGUUGUCAGAUAUACAGAUGAUGGCAUUAUCCCAAAUGCCACAGUUAUCUAUGGCAAUAUCCCCGGAGUCACCAAUGACAUUACAUCAGAUGCUCCAAAUGUCAUUAGGACAAAAUUCAAUGUCAGAAAUGCAAAUGCCUCAAAUGCAGGUUGCACAGAUGCAAAUUCCGCAGAUGCCGAUGCCUCAAAUGCAAAUACCACAGAUGCAGUUACCAGAGAUGCAAGUUCCGCAGCUGCAGAUGCCGGUGAUGCAGAUGUCACGGAUGCCUUCGCCAGGACGCCAAUUUUCAUUUUCUGACCAGGGCCUCAUAUAUUUCCCAUUAUCGUCUAAUUUAAUGACCUUUUUAAAAAACUACUCACUACCAGAGCUAACAGAAUCUAAGGCGCAGCAAAUUGAUAAUAUUUCUACUACUGACAUAAUUUCAGCCACAAAAACGGUCACAACUAUUUCAAUACCUACAGGUGAAACGCAAACCACGACCCAAAUUGCUGUCAGAGCUACAACUAAAGAAGAUACAGAGAUUCACAAGACACGCUUAAAGCAGAUAGAAACUAAGAAUAUGUUAGAAGCAGCAAUUAAAAACGCUCUGAGUGCUUUGUCAAAUAAUGUGAGAAAAACUGAAGACAAAUCGAGUAGCCACUACAACAGAUACGUGAUGGCAUCGGCGUUAAGAAAAACUAAACCAGUUAUCUCAAAGAUAGACUCUUUAAGGUUUGGCAAUUUGCCUAUCGCAAACAAUAUGGCUGAGAGCCUGAUCCUUGAAACUCGUAAUGCAAAAGGUAUAAGACCUUGA
Molecule: messenger RNA, 1110 nt
Organism: Arctia plantaginis
Lineage: Eukaryota; Metazoa; Arthropoda; Insecta; Lepidoptera; Erebidae
Source: the annotation of a GenBank genome assembly